GCUUUUUUGAUAGCUUAUCCAGAAGUAUUGUUGUUCUGUCCACUCCUUCAUUUCUUACUUUCUUAUCUUUCUCAAAAUAAUAAUAAUACUACUACCUGUCUAUAAUCUCCUGCUCCUAAAUUCUGCUACAAUUAUUUAUUUUUCAACAAUGCAAAGACUAGUGCUCUCUUCUGAGAGCAGUAGUAGCUUACUCUUUAGACCCUCAUUUGCAUUUCCUAAUAUCUCCAGGUUUUCGAGGCGGCAUUCUCUUUGCAUACAACAUGGCUGGCUUGGUGACUUAUCCAAGGUGGUCAGGACUAGGAAUUACAAAAGAUGCUGCAUCACAAGGUCGGGUUAUGGUGCCGAAGAAUGCAGUAGUACAAACAGUACAGCAUUGUCAAAGAGGAAAAAUGAAAGAACAUCGGUUCUUCAAGUCCUAGACAUGCCAGAGAACAGUUAUGUGAAGUCUGUUGUCCUUUCUGGGCUUUUCACUCUUCUGUUCACGCAACAAGCAAGUGCUGCUUCAGAGGUUGCCACUGGCUUGCAGUCGUUUCCUUUCUUUGGGGACCUCGGAGAUUUAAGCACAGGUUUUGCUUCAGCGUUCUUGUUGAUAUUCUUUUCAGAGCUUGGGGACAAAACCUUCUUUAUUGCUGCUCUUUUAGCAGCUAGGAACUCUGCCGCUGUCACUUUCCUUGGGACCUUUGGCGCACUUGGGGUAAUGACAAUCAUAUCGGUUGUUCUUGGACGAACUUUCCACUAUGUCGAUGACAUCCUCCCUUUCAGGUUAGGUGGAACUGAUUUGCCAGUGGAUGAUAUUGCUGCAGUUUGCCUUCUGGUGUAUUUUGGAGUGUCAACCUUGCUAGAUGCCUCCUCCAGCGAUGGCAUGAAAGCAGAAGAAGAACAAAAAGAGGCCGAGCUGGCUGUUUCAGAAUUUUCAGGAAACGGUGCUGGACUAUUGGCUGCUGCAAACACUAUCGUUAGCACAUUCGCGUUGGUAUUUGUUGCUGAAUGGGGUGACAAAUCAUUUUUUUCUACAAUAGCUCUUGCUGCUGCAUCUUCACCUCUUGGAGUCAUCGGAGGGGCAUUAGCCGGUCAUGGAGUUGCAACUUUGUUGGCUGUUCUGGGAGGUUCUUUACUGGGGACAUUCUUAUCUGAGAAGGUUAUUGCCUACAUUGGUGGUACUCUUUUUCUAGUAUUUGCAGCAGUGACAGUAAUAGAGAUAGUGAGUUGAAACAAUCAUUAUUUCAUUUUUUUUUUUUCUAGCAAAAUUGUACUUCUUAUAUCUAUUAUUAAUAUAUAGACCAAAUUUGGAAAAUUUAUGAGGAAACAUAGCAUUGUAGUUAUGCUUAAGUUCUAUGCGCAGACAGUGUAUAAAUUUUUUUCGACUGUGAAGUUAUGUUAACCUGCUACGAGCAGAAGAGGAUUCGAAAGUUAAAA
Messenger RNA from Capsicum annuum, 1416 nucleotides. Its product is annotated as protein PAM71, chloroplastic. The record is from RefSeq and is a predicted model, not a curated record. NCBI's taxonomy places the organism in Eukaryota, Viridiplantae, Streptophyta, Magnoliopsida, Solanales, Solanaceae. Gene Ontology annotation, cellular component: Golgi apparatus; chloroplast thylakoid membrane. Gene Ontology annotation, biological process: Golgi calcium ion homeostasis; calcium ion transmembrane transport; manganese ion transmembrane transport. The transcript has 12 exons. Gene Ontology annotation, molecular function: manganese ion transmembrane transporter activity; calcium ion transmembrane transporter activity. Bases 149 to 1210 code for a protein of 353 amino acids.